Molecule: messenger RNA, 3033 nt
Organism: Oikopleura dioica
Lineage: Eukaryota; Metazoa; Chordata; Appendicularia; Copelata; Oikopleuridae
Source: the annotation of a GenBank genome assembly
AUGAAUGAAUCGUUGAAAGGUUUAGCCGUGCCGGGCGUUCAACGGCGCCCUAAAUCGGCAAAUAUAGACUCGGACACACACUUGGGAUACCAACAGCUAACAGUUAUAAUCAGACGCGAUAAAAUUGGCUUCGGAUUAACAUUUGACGGGAAUGGAGAAAUAAAAUCUAUCGAGCCAGAUUCACCAGCAGACCGAGAAGACAUCCGAGUUGGAGAUCGGCUUGUCCGGGCCAAUGGUGUUCGUUUGGAUCAGCUACCUCAUCGUGAGGUGCAGCGGGUUCUGCAGGACUCUCGCGGUCACACGGAGCUAGUCCUGCUGCGCAGAACGAAGAGCAUGGAUUCCCGAGACUUGCGGCACGAUAUAUCCGGUCCCUCGCAUAAUGCUGGUCAUAGCCUGAUAGAAAAGAAGCAGAGAGAACUUUUCCUCGUCGGUGCUAUCGAAAAGGAGAAGGAAGCACGCGCCUUUUUGUUGUCCAAAUUGGCCGAUUGCACUGACGAUGAGUCGAGAGCGCGGGUGAAUAGGGAAUAUAAGGAGAGCGAGACAAAAGAAGAUCAGUAUCGCCGCCAGUUAUUAUCCCUCGGUGCCGCCUCUGAAGGCCAUGGUCUGAAAACACUCUCAUUAUCCCAAUCGUUUGGGCUUAUCCUCUACUUGUUCCAUAGAAAUGCGCUCAAUAAACUUCUUUAUCGCGAGCUAUACGACUUGAUGCUUGCCGCCAAGAAGGAAAAGGUCGAUGGGCUGAUCGAUCGUAUCUACCGCGACUGUCUGAGCAAGGAGGGUGGGAUCACUCUCUACGAGACUGAGCAAAGCUCAGACGAAGUAGAAGGCGGCGACACUUAUUCAAGAGACAUUGAAGAAGCCCAGCACGCGAUCGAAGAAUACAAAUCUCGAGAUGACUUGGAUCCGAAAAUCGCACUUGAAAAUUUGAGGAGCCGGGUCGACCAAGAGGUCCAAAACUAUUUCGAAGAGUUUGAAGAUCAUCUUCAGGAAGAAAAGAUCAAAAACCCAGGAAUGAAGCAACCAGAAAAUGACGAGAUUUUAAAACUUGACGAUGACUUCAUGCAGUACAUUCAAAACCCAACACCUCAAGCAGAAGCUACUAUUCAAGUUCUGUGGGAAGUACUUAGAGACAAGCUUCCGAAAAACUCCGUUAUCACCAGAGAGGCAAAAAAGCGACGAACAACGUCGAUGUUUAUUCCGAAUAUGUCAAACAUGUCGCGUUCCUUCUCAUCAAUAUCAACUGCAAAGGAGUCAAUAAAAUCUCUCUUCUCAGAAACAAGAAAAGCACGAGACAAAUCCGCCAGUUUCCACGUGACCUCGCCGCUGAUGGAAACACCAACCGUCGAAACACCUUCUAGGCCCCUGUCGAUGGAUCAAGAAUCAAUCGAACAGGCGGAAGAACCAGAAAUAGAAAUAACACCGGAGUUUCAAAUUCUACCUCUUGUUCCUUGGAUUCACGAUGUGAAACAGACGCAUCCUGAUUUUGAUUUGUCAUCUGUGUCAAAGGAAGAGCAAGGAAGACAAAUGGUUAUUCACGAGCUCAUUAAUGUGCAUCACAACGCAUCUGCGAAAGUCACCUUUAUCAAAGAAAUCUUUAAGCCAAAAGUUCUUGAAUUGACACCUCUCAAAGAGGGUGAUGCAGUCUGCGAGAGUAUCUUUCGAAAUAUACACGAGGCGAAGGAUUUCUUCGACGAUCUAAGGGACCAGCUUGAAGCUAGAAAAGAAGAAGACGGCGCAUGCAUCCGCGGAUUGGGCGACAUUCUCUUCGCAUUUUUCGACCUGGAUUGUGAGCACGGCAAAAAGUUUCAAAGCGCCAUGUCCAACUGGGUCUCGCGUGACUCUGAGUUUCUCAACUCGAUGGACAAAAUGAAGGGCAUGAGCGGGCCAGAUAAUGACGAUCCACUAGGCUUCUUCAGAGCGAUAUCAUCAGCAGAGGCCGAUCCAAGGUUGAAUCGCCUCAAGUUCGGAGAUAUUAUGAUGGUGAUCUUUCAAACACUGCCGAGAUAUCCGAUGCUGCUCGCUCAACUACUCAAGUACACUGAAAAAGUGGGAGAGGAGCUCCAUGAAGAAAAGCAACUCUUGAACAAAGCUCAAAACGCAAUCCAGCUUACGGUCGCUGAAAUCAACAAACGCGCCGGCGAAGAGCAACUCUUAUCUCGAAUCAACCAAAUUCUUCAAUACCAAAACGUCGGCGACUUCCGCAAAUAUGUCGCGAAAAUUAAGGACGACGACAGAGACAACAUCGUUUUGAAAAAUUUCGGAGAACUGAAGCAUCACUUGGAUAUCCAUCAAAUCAUCAAAUAUGGCGAUUGUAAGGUGCAGGCUAUGCUUACCAGACCGGGGAAGAAGCCUGCUGAUUCUGAUGCAAUGUAUUUUUUACUCAACGAGUGGCUCGUUUUCUUCAUUCAAAAUAAAAAGUUGUUUUCGAUAUUAAAAAUGGACCGUACUUUCUUCGUGUUUCCGAUCAAAGAUGUCCACAUUCGCCAAGAUCAAACGAACAAAAACUCAGUUUUCCUCCUUCAUCUUCAAGGACUCCAGUACAAGCUCCAACUUCCAUCAUCCGACGAUGCUUCUGACCUAGAGCUUACAUUCAAGGCGCAAAAGGCUCUCAUCGUUCCACCUGAUACACCUCGUAUCGCGGCAUCACAAAGAAUAAGUGGUGGAAAAGUUCAAGAUCUUGAAAAUGACGAAGAAGAGGAGGAAGAUUCCGAGUCGUUGAGAGAAGCGGAGCAAGAUGCUGUUCCGAUUAAUAUUUCGCAUCGACUUGAUUCUGGUCCCCCUGAGCCGCCUCCAAGAAGAAAUAGAGGAGGACAAGGUCAGAAUAGCUCCGCUCACGAAGUUUCUUCCCCACUUACUUCCGAUGCAGAAGAACAAGAAGAAGAGGAAAGCAGCUCACGGAUACCUAGCAGAUCGUCUCGCGCUAGAACGACCAUCCGGCGGCCUACAACGCCAACUCAAGACGAUUUUAAUGAACCUUCAAAAACCGACUUGCUCGAAGAGCAUCACGAUGCAAUAGAGAACAUUCUCCCCACCUAA